AUGAAGUGGCUCUCUCUUACCACGCUGGCGCUCUUCGCGCCCAGCCAUGCUCUCAUCCGUUUCCCUUGCGCUCAGUUGGUUGUUGACCGUCUUGAUCCAUUAGUCAAUCCCGGCUUAAUCCCUUCGCCGCAUCUUCACCAGAUCGUAGGAGGCAACUCAUUCAACGCAAGCAUGGACCCGGCUAAGGAUAUGCCUGGCGAGUCUACUUGCACGACAUGCCAGUUCAGUGAAGACUUUUCAAACUACUGGACGGCAGUAUUAUAUUUCAAGGCCCGAAAUGGGACGUACAAGCGAGUUCCUCAAAUGGCUAACUCCGGGUUUGACGGUGUCAAUGCCGGCAUGACUGUUUACUACAUGCAAGACGGCCUUUACAACUUCCAGCAGACCUCUAAGGUUACAGCUUUCCAGCCUGGUUUCCGCAUGUACAUUGGUAACGUCAACGCUCGUUCUCGCGAAGAGAUGGAGCGUUUUCGUCAGCUUACCUACACUUGUCUUCAGGACAUCAACACCCGUGAUCCCCAGAUACUUGACUUCCCUAAUGAGCCUUGCCCAUACGGCAUAAUGACGGCGUUAAGAUUCCCCACAUGUUGGGAUGGAAAGAAUCUUGACUCUGCCGAUCACAUGGCGCACAUGGCCUAUCCCGAGAGCGGUACCUUCGAGACAGGUGGCCCUUGCCCGGCAUCGCAUCCCGUUCGGAUGAGCCAACUCUUUUACGAGGUUAACUGGGAUACUCGGCAGUUCAACAACAAGGAAGACUGGCCCGAGGAUGGAUCCCAGCCUUUUGUCUGGUCCUUUGGUGAUUUGACUGGUUAUGGCAACCACGGUGACUACGUCUUCGGAUGGCAGGGUGAUGCGCUCCAGCGUGCUCUAGAUCAGCCUUGUUACAUCAACUGCCCUACGCUCAAGACCCAAAAUACCCAGGCGAUGAAUGCAUGCAGCAAAGAAAGAGUUGUCACUGAAGACAACAUUGACGAUUGGGUUGAGACUCUACCUGGUGGAAUGGUUGCGGGCAUGUAA
Daldinia childiae is the source of this 1017-nucleotide messenger RNA. RefSeq lists its product as uncharacterized. Lineage: Eukaryota; Fungi; Ascomycota; Sordariomycetes; Xylariales; Hypoxylaceae. The transcript has 5 exons. The record is from RefSeq and is a predicted model, not a curated record. The coding region runs from base 1 to 1017 and encodes 338 amino acids.